AUCGCUGUUCACACUAGUAUUGCGCCUUACCUAUGCGUGAUCCAGAUCUAGCUAGCUAGUCCCAAUCCCAUCUUCGUUCCACACUAAUUGGCUGGUUGUCUCUGCUCGGCUCGAUCGAGCUACAAUGUCAAUCUCUUCCCACUCGUCUGACGAAGAUCACAAGAGGAGUGGCAAGAAGAAACGGUGGUAUAGAGGCUGUCCUACGCGUGUAUUUCACGCGUUUCUUCACUCACUGGAUGCGCAGGAGGAGGAGCUGCCCGAGGUAGAGCACAUCAACAACUACGCCGUGUUCAUCGGGUACCUCUCCAUGGGGGUGAGAGGGCUGGGUUUCCUGGUGGUCACAUGGACCACCGUCGUCCUCCUCGGCGGCUUCGUCUCCGUUCUUGAGGAAAAGGACUUUUGGUGCCUCACUGUCAUCACCCUCUCACAGACGGUUGGGGCAUUCGAUGUCUUUCUCAAUGAAAAACUGAGCAGUAUUUGGCAUGCAUACCGAGGUCUAUUCAUUACCAGUGUCUCCUCCACCUUUCACAGAGUUUAUGCUAGACUCGAGAGCAGGGAAAAACCGAGCAUCUUUAUGCGGAUAAUUACUUUAUGUCUGGCAAGAAAAAUGGAUGAAAGCGAUUGUCUGGGCAUGUGUUUGAUGGAGAUCAUUGUCGGGAUUGCAUAUACCUUAUUUUGGAUUGUAGUUAGUUUUGCAAAGGCGGCUGUUCAAGCACUCCUGUUGCUGGUUAUACUUCUUCCUGUGGCGACUCUCUAUAUAUUUGGGCUGUACAUGUCUACAUCUAUCUCGUUGUGGCGUCUAAUACAGCACGACUACGGCGAUGAUGGAGGUGCCAACAUGAAGCCCGCACUGAACGUCCUGUACUCACUAGUUGUGAUCCAGGGUUUGGUUUUCUGCUACAAGAUCAUUUUCGCUCGCCAGGAUAAGAGCAUGGUAGUGUUUUCCACCGAGAAAUGGGGUGACGAACACGAUGAUGGUGCAUUGGCUGUGACAUGGGACUACCUGCGCGAGACUAAGAUGGGAUGCGAGAAGGACCCGUCGUUCGCCAGAGGGAGGAAUCUCAUCACGUAUGCCAUGGACCUGAUCGAGUCCAGGUCACCAGCGAACUACCUUGCAGGGACAAGGGUUGUCAACAUGCUCCUUAACUCGUACGAGCACGGUUCGCUCAUCAGGCAGCUGAUUGCGUGUGGAGGAUCUAGCUACGUACUUCAGAAACUUUUCGGCACACUAGGCCCCAGAAGCCCAUACUGUGGAGAGACGAGGGGGUAUGCCACGAAUAUAGUGGCACAUCUUGCAUCUCACAGACAGAUCCGCUUGGCGCAGUUCCCUGGAGGGAUUCAGUGCAUAUCUUCCAUGCUCGAAGACCUGCACAUAAAGAAAGACACCUCUGGUAUCGAAGACCUCCAAAAAAGAAAUGAAUACACUUCUCAGGUCGAAGACGGCUUGCGCAUCCUUGAGCAUCUCGCCAACGAUGAGGGCAACAGGAUAAUCAUGAAAAACACCCUGGGUCUCCUAUCUAGUAUCAUGGCGCCUCUAGGCGGAUUCCACCGUGACGGAGGUCAUUGUCAUGCAUGGGCCCACAUAGCCGGCGUCAUAAGUCAGCUACUCGUCGCUGCUCCUGGAGAGAUUGAAGAGAUUGGCCUCAAGCUGCGACGCGAAAUCUCACACAACGGCGAUGUGGUCGGGGCUCUAGAAAGUAUUCUCACAUGUGCUGAAUGUGAUCCACAGUAUCGCAUAAAAGCCAAUGACAUACUCGCGGAUCUAUUUAACUCCUUCACGGCAAGAAAGGAAGAAAACCUCAUCGGCAUCCUGGUAGAUAACUUCAUUCAUGUCAACAGGGAGGACCCCAACACACACUCCAGAGUAGAUUUUGCAGGCAGUCAGCUGGUAGAGCUAUCCAAGAAAAGCAAAAGCAGUGCGAAGCUUAUCUUGAGGGCAAACGAUGCUGUUGCUCCUGGUCUCAUUACAAUUGUCGAGAACAAAGCACGUGGAUCAGGGAGUGCAGAAGAAAUCCUGAACAAUCUAUGCAAUCAUUACAGCAAAGAUGACGAAUGUUUUGACAGACUGAAGAAAGCCUUGAUCAAUGGCAUGACAAAGGUGCUCACAGAAAUGCUUCCUCAGUUAGGACAAGGGAUACGAGCAGAAACAGAAGCACAAAACAACAUUGUUCUUUCAGCACCAGGUGAAGAAUUAGAAAUAGUUUGUGAAUCUCAAGAGAAUGCGAGGAACAGGAAGAUAGGCGAGGGCCAUAAACUCAAGAAAAAAUUAAAAUUUUUCUGUUUACUUGCGAAGAUUUGCAAUAAAUUGAUGAGUGCAGAUGACCAGGAUUUGUCUCGUCAGUUUGAUGAUAUCAUCGCUGUGAUGGACUCAGUGAAACCUGUUAGGACUUUUGCCUCCCUCGUAGAGGAAGCUCAAGAAGCCCUGAAAGAAGUAAAAGCAUAGGAAGCUUGACAAGAAGAAGCAGGCAGAAGAUCUUAAUCCCUUAUGAAUGAGAGGAAUACAAAAUUGUCUUCCAAGGAUUGAGUCAUAACUCAUAAGUGCACUGGUCAAUCUUUCAUACGAUAAAUCGACUGAUUCAGUGAA
Molecule: messenger RNA, 2584 nt
Organism: Triticum dicoccoides
Lineage: Eukaryota; Viridiplantae; Streptophyta; Magnoliopsida; Poales; Poaceae
Exons: 3
Coding region: 125-2443 (772 amino acids)
Source: RefSeq, a predicted model, not a curated record